UACUGGAUAGCUGCUGCUACUUGAAUUCUUUGGCUUCGAAAACUCUCGUCUCCUUCUACAUUUACUUCCACAUUCCUCCCUACCGGAAUCUCUUUCCGUACUGCCCUCGCGACAAGUAUCUGCUACCAGUACCUGGAUAGCGAUCGAUAAACUAACAAGAAACAUUCAGAGUAAAAAUCAGUAGCUUCGCCGGCGGUGCAAUUCCCUGGUAGAUAGUGAACGGUUGGCUCGAGAAAACACAGUUCAUACGAUUCAACUUGCCCAUAGAUUGAAACUCUUCUUUGUCUCUCGAAAUGUCUCAGAAACCGAUUUUUGUCGCUACUCACCCUCGCGCUUGUUCGACGGCCUUUGAACGGAUCUUCAUGACUCAACGGGAUACAAUCCAGUGUAUCCAUGAACCAUUCGGAGAUGCCUUUUACUAUGGUCCUGAGAGACUCUCUGACAGAUAUGAAGCCGAUGAGCAGGGUCGUUGGGAGAGCGGCUUCAGCCAGUCCACUUUCCUCACUGUGUUGCAAAGAAUCGAGCGCGAAGCUUCAGAGGGCAAGCGCAUCUUCAUCAAAGACAUCCUCCACUAUCUCCUCCCCCCCAACGCAAACCCAGCCAGCAUUGCCCCGUCUCUUAAUCGGAUUAAGCGCGGCGUAGGAACAGAAACCACAAAGGCUGUCGACCCCGGGGCCGUUGGCAGUGGUGCUGUCAGUAGCACCACUGCCAACGGCCAUCUCCCCGAGGUCGCGGGCGGCAUCACUAACGGAGUGAAGCUCAAAAAGGCUACAUCCACGACUAAGGCACCCUAUCCGUACGACACGGAGAGUGAAGCCAAAAAUCCCACCGUUGUGCCUAAGGAUGUGCUCUCCCUCUUCCAUUUCGCCUUCCUCAUCCGGGACCCCCACUACAGCGUGCCAUCUUAUUACCGCUGCACCGUGCCCCCCCUGGACAAAGUCACAGGGUUCUCCUAUUACGACCCCGCCGAGGCUGGGUACGACGAGAUGCGCCGGUUCUUUGACUAUCUGCUCGCGGAGCGAAUGGUUGGACCGCACAUCGCAACGAGGGAACAGGAUGCUGACGAGCUGGUGGACACCACCCGCAAGCCUGUGGGCCUGCCAAAUGGUGAUCUGGGCGUCGAGAUCUGUCUUAUCGAUGCGGACGACAUGCUCGACAACCCCGCCGCCAUGAUUGAGGCGUUUUGCCGCAGUGUCGGACUCGAGUAUACCCCGGAUAUGUUGAUCUGGGACAACGAGACUGCCCACACCUACGCACGAGAGGCGUUUGAGAAGUGGAGGGGCUUCCACAACGACGCCAUCGAAUCCAAGCGCCUCACAGCAAGAACCCACCCCCGUGCCCUCAAAACAGAAGCCGAGUUCGACGCCGAGUGGCGUGAAAAGUACGGCCCCGAAGGCGCCGCCCUAAUCCGAAAGACCGUCGACGCAAACAUGGCGGACUACCUGUACCUCAAGCAGUUUGCCAUGAAGGUGUAAUCCCACCGGGACAGACAACCAAAGCAACGUGAAAGAGGACAGAACGAGCAGUUAGGAGGAAGAGUCCGCUAUUGAAGUGCUUGAAAUUGAUAUCGCCCCCGCGGCACUUGAAGUUGAGAUAUGAUAUGAUUAGUAGUGAAUAUAAAUCUGCCCUGGUCGAUGAGGAGGAGAUAGUAGCUCCGAGCAUGCAAUUUCCGAGACAGCUUGAGUCAGGUUUGUUGAAUUGUUACGAAUUUCCUUUAUGUGGCUGUUGUUCCUGUUCGUUUUCCUUUUGAGUUUGUUCGUCGUGCCGUCCGUAUAACUUUUGUUUACCCGGCCGGCAUCUGAACCCCGCUGCAUGUUUAUUGUUUUUCGAAUGGAGGGAGAAUGUACCUACCUAAGUCUAUAGCCUGCCUAGCUCUGGACUCUGAUGGACUAACUCACUAAUUCCUCUAACCCAUUGCCUGGGAUUAAAGAAGUCGCCUAUAUAUCCG
Aspergillus ochraceoroseus IBT 24754 is the source of this 1948-nucleotide messenger RNA. RefSeq lists its product as uncharacterized. Lineage: Eukaryota; Fungi; Ascomycota; Eurotiomycetes; Eurotiales; Aspergillaceae. The record is from RefSeq and is a predicted model, not a curated record. The transcript has 4 exons. The coding region runs from base 294 to 1475 and encodes 393 amino acids.